AUGACUAAUUACGAAAAAAACAUUUGCUACGCUAAUAAUAUAAAAUGCAUCAAAAACGUUAUAACACGUGGGAAAAUCUUGUCGGAGAUGGGACAGUGUUGUUCUCACCACACCUAACACUGUUCAUAACUUAGGGUUCUAAGGAGAUCCCCUUCUUGGAAUUUUCUCAUCCAUUUGUUACUCUUCCAAACACCUCCAAAAUAUAAAAUUUCUUCUCUCUCCACGCUCCACACAUUCUCUUCAAUUUCAAUAAAUUAAAUCUUUUAUGAAAUGUUUCUCUUCUUCUUCUUCCAUACUUCCUUUCCCUUCAUCCUCCUCCUCCGUCCUAGUACUUCCCAAAAACAUGUCUCCGAUUUCAACUCUUUCCCACCCUCUAGUCUUCAAAUUCAAUCUUAAUUCUUCACCUAAGCUUCUUAAAUCGUUUGACCCAGAGUUUUUCCUCCACCUCCGAACCCGCAAAACAAGUUCUCUUGGAGGAAUUUUGACCGACAAAACUGGGGUGCGCGACUCUUCAAGAACUAUGAUUAAAACUUCUGUGUUAAAGGAGUCUAGGGACAGAGACGAUGGGAUUCAAGCGCUUGAACAAGAAGUAGAAGGUUUCAUUGACGGAUCAAUGCGGGUUCAAGGUUUCGAGUCCACUUUGAAUCGUCUGAGCAAGUGGUUGGUGUCAGCUUUGUUUGGUGGGGUGAUACUUUGGAGGCAUGACGCGGAGGCUUUAUGGAUGGCGAUGGGGUCGAUUGUGAAUGCGGUGCUCUCAGUUGGACUGAAACGGUUGCUGAAUCAGGAGCGGCCAGUGGCCGGCCUUAAGUCCGACCCUGGGAUGCCAUCUUCUCAUGCCCAAUCCAUAUUCUUCACUGUCGUCUUCGCUAUAGCUUCAUUAUUGGAAUGGCUAGGAAAUAAUGCACUUUCAGUGGGCAUUUCCGUUCUGGCUCUGGCAUUUGGUUCAUAUCUUUCAUGGCUUCGAGUGUCACAAAAGCUUCAUACGAUGAAUCAAAUUCUUGUGGGUGCUGUGGUGGGUUCCAUUUUCUCAGUUUUAUGGUACCUGUCAUGGGAUGCUGUUGUUUUGGAAGCAUUUAGCUCCUCGCUGUGGGUAAGGGUCAUUGUUCUUUUGGCUUGUGCUGGAUUUGGCCUAGGCUUUCUUACAUAUGUGAUACAAUAUUGGCUCCAGGAUGAAAGAUAGACUAUGUAUUUGCUUUGUAAACCAGUUUUAUUAAUACAAGUCAUUUGAUUCCAUCUCAA
Molecule: messenger RNA, 1239 nt
Organism: Gossypium raimondii (Peruvian cotton)
Lineage: Eukaryota; Viridiplantae; Streptophyta; Magnoliopsida; Malvales; Malvaceae
Product: lipid phosphate phosphatase epsilon 2, chloroplastic
Exons: 4
Coding region: 266-1180 (304 amino acids)
Biological process (GO): protein N-linked glycosylation; lipid biosynthetic process
Cellular component (GO): endoplasmic reticulum membrane; intracellular membrane-bounded organelle
Molecular function (GO): dolichyldiphosphatase activity
Source: RefSeq, a predicted model, not a curated record